Messenger RNA from Durusdinium trenchii, 1488 nucleotides. The record is from the annotation of a GenBank genome assembly. NCBI's taxonomy places the organism in Eukaryota, Dinophyceae, Suessiales, Symbiodiniaceae.
AUGUGGUCGUUGUUUGCGUUAGCUCUUGUCCGUGUUGGCGCAAUGCGGGAGGAUCUCAAUGUUGUGUUGCCACACCCCGAGAUCAUGAAGAAUGUGACUGUUGGAGCCAGUGUGCUUGAGAGUCGCAGUGAGGAAGAAGAAGGUGUAGAUGCUCCAAAUGCUAAAGCAGAAGCGCACAAAGCCCUGAUUCGCGAAUGCAUCCUAGAGAAGGCCGUUGGUUUCGGACAGAUCUACAAACGCUUUGGUGGAAGUUGGAACGACGAGUUGCAGACGAAGCUUCUGGAAGAUGUCGUGGCGUUGGAGGAGUUCGAGGAUGCCCAAACAAAUCACUGGGAAAGCCUUAACAGGAAGCAAAAGAUCUAUCGGUCCAUCCGCAAGAGCGAGGUCCAGAAGAAGUUUGCCACGGAUUUGGAGCAGAUCCGUAGUAAGCUAGCCGCAAUGGGCUUCAUUUACCAAGCAGCGAGCGAGCGGUGCAAAGACCGCGAGGAUGAAGACACCUAUGCGUGUUUGAUGGCAAAUGUUACCAGUGGGCUGAAAGAUGCUGUCCAGCAGAAGUUGGAUGCUGAGGACAUGCUGGUGCAUGACAGCCGGGGCCGCAUGUCGAAACUGGUGUCCAAAGCAUCGCCUAUCUUCAAAGCCGCCAAGAAAGCACUGCAGGAGUCUGAUGCGCAAUUGAAGAAGGAGGGGAUCAAAUGGAGCAAGUUAAAGAAGAGUUGCAAAAAGGAGACAGAGGAGACGACUGAUCAGUUUUUCAAGUUCAUUCGAACGCAGAUGCGGGUCACCAAGUCUUCGCUGAUGAAGUGUGAGGAGGAUGAGAGCAAAGGCUACUGCCCCGAAGGUACUGCACCCCAGAGUGGCCGCGAAAUCGAUCUUCAGGAAGGCACCAAGUGGUUCGCCAUCGGCUACUUUGGCAGCUGGGGAGGAGGGACACUACUCUACGGCCUGGUGGGGGCCAUCGCGAUGGGCGUUGUAGGAGGCCCGGCGGGCAUGAUUGCAGGAUUCAGUCUCGGAGUGGGACUUGCACAGAUGACCAUCCCAUCCUCUUCGAUCGGUUCGGCCAUGUUCGCUUGGAAUGCUAUCGGUCCAAAGGAAUGUGCAUGUUUCCCUCGUGAGUGCAACAAGGUAGAGAGUGGACGUUGCGUCAUGUCCUCUGCAGCAAAGGCGCCCAGCAAGAACCCUUUCGGUCGAGCUCUCCCAUAUCUUUCCAUGAAAUGUGGCAAAAUAAAAGGAGAGUGCUCAUUGCAGGCUUGUGAACCGAGUGAUUUCAAAACCGAGCCUUUGCCAAACAAAAUGUUUGGAAAGGUGGGUGAAUUUGGGGAUGGGGUGUACAAUUGCUUGGCAACGGAGCCGAGGCCCGGCAAAGCUUUGGCCAUCCAAACCACAUUGCCUGAUGGCCAGGAGAACACAGCUAUUACUCGGAAGGCUGUGUUUGAGUCAUUGGGAAUUCAGCCCAAGGCAGAUCCAAAAGAAGAUCCAAAGGCCAAAUGA